Baudoinia panamericana UAMH 10762 is the source of this 3654-nucleotide messenger RNA. RefSeq lists its product as uncharacterized. The transcript is spliced from 2 exons. NCBI's taxonomy places the organism in Eukaryota, Fungi, Ascomycota, Dothideomycetes, Mycosphaerellales, Teratosphaeriaceae. The coding region runs from base 1 to 3654 and encodes 1217 amino acids. The record is from RefSeq and is a predicted model, not a curated record. Gene Ontology annotation, molecular function: diacylglycerol-dependent serine/threonine kinase activity; ATP binding. Gene Ontology annotation, biological process: protein phosphorylation; signal transduction; fungal-type cell wall biogenesis.
AUGAACGAGGAUGCAGCGGUACAGGAAAUAUACCGCAAGAUCGAACGGGAGAAAGCCAUCAUCAAUGCCGCCAACUCGCUCCGGCAGGCCACGAACAAUGCGUCUGUGCUCUCGCGUGGUGAGUCGCAGAUACGCGAUGCACGAAGGAACAUCCAGUAUUUCGAGCAGAGACUACAAGAGCUGCGGACCCGGAAGAUGGGCGGUGAUAUGAGCAACAUGUCAAUCUCUGGUAAUGGAGGUCCCCCACCGCCACAGCAUGGCGGGUCGAGUGCUCCUGCACGAACGGGAGCGGGCAUGAACAAUCAGCAGAACUACCAUACCCGACAAGCCGACUACGGCGCACCGGCUGCUGGCGGAUACAGCAUGGGUGGAGCACCUGGCCUCAUGCCACCAAGGGCACCAUAUGCGCCACCCGGACCUGGAGACAGGUCACCGCGAGCUCGACCUAACUACAGCAAACUCGAGCUGAUCAAGUACGACACCCAACACCUUGGACCGCGAAUCCAACUAAUGCUGUCGCAACUGGAAUUCAAGCUAAGCGUGGAGAAGCAGUACAAGGACGGCAUAGAGAAGAUGGUCAAGCUGUAUCAGAUGGAGAGAGAUCGCAAAAGUCAGGCAGAUGCCGAGCAUAGACGUGUGGAGUCGAACCAGAAGAUACAGCUGCUGACACGUGCGUUGAGGCGCUACGAGGACCUGCACGUCGGUAUUGAGGACUCUGCGGACGCAGCUGAUGACGAGAGCUUGGACACUCCGACCCAGCGAAAGCCAUUGACGGGUCACUUGACCGUACGGAUACACGCCGUUGCCGAUGUGGAUCACGCAUCGACCGGCCGUUUCCAGAGAGGGCCCGAGACCUUCGUGAUCAUGAAGGUUGAGGACGCAUUUAAGGGCCGAACGAAAGCCACGCGGAUAGAUCGCUGGACGGACGAAGCUCACGAGUUUGACUGUGAUAAGGCGAAUGAGAUUGAGUUCACAGUAUACGACAAGUCUGGCGAGCAAGCAGUGCCUAUCGGUCUGCUGUGGAUACGGCUCGCAGAUCUAGUGGACGAGAUCAGACGGAAAAGGAUCGAGACAGAGUUCAACCAAGCGGGGUGGACCACGGCGGAGAAAGUGGACGGCGGGCAGACUCGACCUGACUUACAGUUUCAGCCUCCGCCCAAUGCACAGAGCUUGCAGGGUGGCGCUGGUGUAACGGCAGCAGCAGCUGGUGGUCCUCCGGGUUCGGGCCUGGCGCCGCAGACUGGCCCUAUCUUCAUUGACGCCUGGUUCUCUCUUGAGCCUGUUGGACGGAUCCAGCUGACCCUGGGCUUCGUCAAGCAGGUCAAAGAUCGAAGACCAUUCGAUGUUGGUCUUAACCGUAAAGGUGCCGUCAGGCAGAAGAAGGAGGAUAUCGUUGAGCAGUACGGCCACAAGUUCACCGUGCAAACAUUCUACAAUAUCAUGCGUUGUUCGCUAUGCGGCGACUUCCUCAAGUAUACGGCCGGCAUGCAGUGCGCGGACUGCAAGCUCACCUGUCACAAGAAUUGCUACCAAAAGGUCGUAACGAAGUGCAUCAGCAAGUCUAACGCCGAAACCGAUCCGGACGAGGAGAAGAUCAACCAUCGUAUUCCUCACCGCUUCGACUUCUUCUCCAACAUGGGCGCCAACUGGUGCUGUCACUGCGGCUACAUACUACCUAUUGGGCGCAAGCAGUCACGGAAGUGCUCCGAGUGCAAACUUACCUGCCACGCCAAUUGCGUGCAUUUCGUGCCCGACUUCUGCGGCAUGAGCAUGGAGUCUGCAAAUCAGAUCCUGGCUGAGCUGAAGGUAGCGAAGAGCAAGGGCGCAGGCCAAGGAAGAAUGUUGCAGAAUAGCAGCAGGCUGAGGCCGCCGUCCGGGGCUACAUCAGGCCGGCCGACGCCGACGCCGAGCCAGCAAAGCUUCGUGCAAGCCCCCGGCCACCAGGAGCAGAUCACGGCUGCCGCUGCCGCUGAGGCCAAUAAGCAGGAACGCUUCUCGUAUGGCAAAGAAAGAAUAUCCGAUCAAUUUAUGGAUCCGCCGCCGCCACGAACGUCUUCUUUCGGCCCGGGCGUGGAUCCUGUAGGGGCGGCGAAGGCUUCAAUGAACACGCCACCUUCGCCCGAUAGCGCUCAGAGACCAGGCGCGCAUCGUUCGCAGUCAUCGCAGACCUCCGCUGCGCCAAUGACGGCCGCUGCUGCCGCCCAGGCUGCCUAUACUGGCAAGCGUACUUCUGCGCAGGACCAGCAACGGCCUGGAUAUCAGCGAGGCUCGACCGACUAUAAUCAGACUGGCUCUCGGCCCGGUAGUGGCUACGCUGACGGGUACCAUGAAAGCAAAGGUUACAGACCACCUCCGCAACAAGCACAGCAACCUGGACCUGUGCCGUACGAGCCUGCAGCGUACGCAAACGUAAGCGGGUACGGACACCCCGCCCAGCCGUCAAGUCCUAUCCAGCAACAGCCCAUAGCAGCGCCGCCGGUGAGGGCGCCGUAUCAGCAGGCCCCCGCGCCUGUGCCGCAAGUACAACCUCCGGCGGUACAGACGCCUGCUCCGCCGCAGAUAACAGCUGCGUCUCAAACACCCGUGAACGUUACUACACCGGCACAGGAAGAGCGGAAACAAGCACCACCCGCCAACACCGCUGGUACUGGCAGGCGCAUUGGGCUCGAUCACUUCAACUUCCUCGCCGUGCUUGGUAAGGGUAAUUUCGGAAAGGUCAUGCUAGCAGAAGCGAAGGCCUCGAAGCAACUCUACGCCAUCAAGGUGCUAAAGAAAGAGUUCAUCAUCGAGAACGACGAAGUGGAGAGCAUCCGAUCGGAGAAACGUGUCUUACUUAUCGCCAACAAGGAGCGGCAUCCCUUUUUGGUGAACUUGCACGCUUCAUUCCAGACGGAGACGCGAGUCUACUUCGUCAUUGAAUACGUGGCUGGCGGAGAUCUCAUGCUGCACAUUCAGCGCGGCCAGUUUGGCACCAAGCGGGCCCAGUUCUACGCCGCCGAGGUGUGCUUGGCGCUCAAGUACUUCCACGAGAACGGCGUCAUCUACCGCGAUUUGAAACUCGACAAUAUCAUGUUGUGUCUUGACGGCCACAUCAAGAUUACCGAUUACGGUCUCUGCAAGGAGGACAUGUGGUAUGGUUCUACUACCUCGACCUUCUGUGGUACACCCGAGUUCAUGGCGCCGGAGAUCUUGCUCGAUAAGAAGUACGGCCGCGCUGUCGACUGGUGGGCUUUCGGUGUAUUGAUAUACCAGAUGCUGCUGCAACAGUCACCUUUCCGCGGUGAGGACGAGGAUGAGAUCUACGAUGCUAUUCUAGCUGAUGAGCCUUUGUACCCGAUCCACAUGCCAAGAGAUAGCGUGUCGAUUCUGCAGAAGCUGCUGACGAGGGAGCCCGAAUUGAGGUUGGGCAGCGGACCGACUGACGCGCAGGAGAUCAUGAGCCAUGCUUUCUUCCGGAACAUCAAUUGGGAGGAUAUCUACAAUAAAAGGGUGCCCGCGCCGUUCGUUCCGACGGUGAAGAAUCGCGCGGAUACUAGUAACUUCGACUCGGAAUUCACGAGUGUGACGCCGGUUCUGACGCCGGUGCAGUCCGUUCUUACGCAAGCGAUGCAAGAGGAGUUCAGAGGCUUCUCUUAUUCUGCGGACUUUGUUUGA